Mytilus trossulus (common blue mussel) is the source of this 448-nucleotide messenger RNA. Its product is annotated as TP53-regulated inhibitor of apoptosis 1-like. The transcript is spliced from 2 exons. NCBI's taxonomy places the organism in Eukaryota, Metazoa, Mollusca, Bivalvia, Mytilida, Mytilidae. Gene Ontology annotation, biological process: phospholipid translocation. Bases 48 to 275 code for a protein of 75 amino acids. The record is from RefSeq and is a predicted model, not a curated record. Gene Ontology annotation, molecular function: phosphatidic acid transfer activity. Gene Ontology annotation, cellular component: cytosol; nucleus; mitochondrial intermembrane space.
GUUUGGAUUAUCUCCCUUACUGCCUAUUUACACUUCCUGUUAAAAAAAUGAACAGCAUUGGAGAAGAAUGCCAAGAACUAAAAGUUGCUUAUGACAGUUGUUUUAACAAAUGGUUUGCAGAACAAUUUUUAAAGGGGAACACACAUGAUCCAUGUAAAGCAUUAUUUGGUGUUUAUCAAACUUGUGUGAAGAAAGCAAUACUUGAGAAGAAACUGGAUUUGGGAGAAAUUGAAAAAGAUGUGUUAGGGACAGACAGAGAAGAAAAGAAAACCUGAAACAUUUCCAACUGUCCUCUUACAAGAACAGUAUAAUAAUGCAGCUGUAGAAAUAUAUUGACAUUCUUAUCAGUGUGAAUGAACAAUGACUACUAGUGAACUUACAUGACUUUUAUGAUUUGUUUUUUAAAUAUUUUUAUUAUUUUUUUAUAAAAAAAACACCAUAAAAACCA